AUUUCUUUCCUGAAGAUGAAGAGGAGGCCGCCACCUCCACCCGUUUUGAGUCUUCAUGCUGCACGACUUUCGCUCCUUUCGCCUUGGAGCUGGGACUGGGCUGGUUCCUGGAAGCAGAACCGUGCUCUUUCGCCUUCUGCUUUCCCUUCGUUUUCUGUUUCUUCUUUGGUGUAUCUCGGACACUUUAUCCGUAUCAGGUGCCCCGCGUUUGCGCUUCCUGGAUGCGGAAGGCAAAGGAGCGGAUGGUACAGUCCACCCUGGAACUUCGAAGAGAGCCAUGACCUCGAAUGGUAUACGAUGGUGGGGUAUGUAGGUGACUGGGAAGUUCACAAGAAAUUCAAGUAAGAAAGUUCAGGUCGAUCC
This is a messenger RNA of Somion occarium, 363 nucleotides long. The record is from the annotation of a GenBank genome assembly. NCBI's taxonomy places the organism in Eukaryota, Fungi, Basidiomycota, Agaricomycetes, Polyporales, Cerrenaceae.